UGUCCUAGUUACAGUAAAUAGAGAAAUCAAAGUUUAUAUGAUAAAAGCUUAAUUAAAUGAUGUUAUUUGUUAGGGAUAAGUGUAUUAUAUCGUCAUAUAUACAUCGAUAUACAUGUAUGCACGCAUACAUGGUGAUUUAAACGACGACAAAUAACACCUAAUUUGAUGUACCAAUAAGAAAUCAAAUAACAAAUAAUGGUUUUACCAUCUAGACACAUAAUAAUAUUACGAGAUAAGUGAAAAAUUUAUAAGGCGAUAAUUUACAUAACACAAUUUUGAACAUCAAUUUUUUUUCGAAUACCGGUCAGUCACAUGAUAAAGUACUGCAUGUAAUGUCACCGGAAGAAUAUAUUUUAUUCGACCUUAAUAUAAAAAAAUGAUAUAGAUAUGAAAUAAUCUAUUGCAAUCAAUAGAUAUAUAACUAUGAUACGAUAAUGAGUAUAGAGUCAGAUAAAGUCAACUCCACUACUAAAGAUGACAUCACUGAACAUUCACUAUCAGAACAAGUCAAAUUGAAUCUAGUUCAUUACAACUUAUGGACCAAUGUCAUCAUUCAUGAUACAACCCCAUCUCCAUCAUCAUCUGUAAUAUCAGGGAUAUCACCAACUUCAAAACAAUUAGAAUGGAUAGUACCGAAGUCAUUCACUAAUAAGGAUAUAACCAUCCCAGAGAUCGAAACCUGGUUUGUCCAAAUCACAACCAUCAAUACCAAACGACCUCUGAAAUUAAUUAUCGCUAUAGUGAAUGAUGAUUCUACUGUGGUUUACUAUAAUAUUCAUGAUGGGUUAGUCAAACCUAAACAAAAUUGAAAUGUUCAAAUGAAACGAAAUUAUUCAUUCAUUAAUUAAUUAAUUAAUUGUCAAUUGUCAUAUAUGUAUUCUAUAUCAUCUAUAUAUUAAAAAUAAUAUGCUAUUUUUUGGG
Messenger RNA from Scheffersomyces coipomensis, 921 nucleotides. It is a transcript of the gene SEN15, whose product is annotated as Sen15p. Gene Ontology annotation, molecular function: tRNA-intron lyase activity; nucleic acid binding. Lineage: Eukaryota; Fungi; Ascomycota; Pichiomycetes; Serinales; Debaryomycetaceae. Bases 435 to 809 code for a protein of 124 amino acids. Gene Ontology annotation, biological process: tRNA splicing, via endonucleolytic cleavage and ligation; tRNA-type intron splice site recognition and cleavage. Gene Ontology annotation, cellular component: tRNA-intron endonuclease complex. The transcript has a single exon. The record is from RefSeq and is a predicted model, not a curated record.